AUGGGCGACGACGGCCGCAAAGCUCGCGGCCUGCGGCCCUUCGCCUCGGGGGUCGGGGGCGGCGGCCCAGAGGCGGCUGUCGCUGAGCAAGCUUUGGUCGUGCCCCCCUUUGGAGUCACGCGCUGCCGCGGCUCCAUGUUCUAUGCCGAGGAUGGGGAUCUGGCUCACGAGUUCUAUGAGCAGACAGUGGUCACCAAGAACAGGCAGAAGCAGGCCAAGCGGAGGCGGGUGCAUGAGAACCUGAUUCCUCAGGGCAUCGGAAGCUGGAUACCCCCUCGCAUCCACGUGGAUUUCCCUGCGAUCCUCUAUGAGGUAUGA
This is a messenger RNA of Mesoplodon densirostris (Blainville's beaked whale), 318 nucleotides long. Its product is annotated as tumor suppressor candidate 2-like. The transcript has a single exon. The coding region runs from base 1 to 318 and encodes 105 amino acids. The record is from RefSeq and is a predicted model, not a curated record. NCBI's taxonomy places the organism in Eukaryota, Metazoa, Chordata, Mammalia, Artiodactyla, Ziphiidae. Gene Ontology annotation, cellular component: mitochondrion. Gene Ontology annotation, biological process: inflammatory response; regulation of mitochondrial membrane potential.